AAGUUUGGUCUCUUCUGAAUGUGUAAGGAAAGGCGAGAGGAAGUGAUCUGUAUGUGAGGUGCUGUCAAGUGCUUCUGCUGUAUGUGCCUCUGAGCUAUCUGCCAUUUUGCCUUCAGGCUGAGCCCUUGGAGGCAGACUCACUUCCCAGCACCAAGGUAGUCACUUAGGGGCCACAUCUGAUCUUGGAGGAAAGGUCUUGGCUGUGGUUUUUUUCAUUGCAGUCAUGGCACCAAAAAAGAAAAGCAUCAAGAAAAAUAAAUCAGACAUUAAUGAGAUGACUAUCAUCGUAGAAGAUAGUCCCCUAAGCAAACUUAAUGGUUUGAGUGGUUUAAUUGAUGGAGGGAAUGGCUUCAGUUAUAUCUCUACCGAGGUUUGUGAUGCAUCAUAUGGAACAACUCUUAUGGAUGGGCUCAGCAGAAUGAGACAAGAUAAUUUUCUCUGUGACCUAACUCUUGGAACCAAAACCAAAUCAUUCAUGGUUCACAAGGUAGUGAUGGCAUCUUGCAGUGAAUACUUCUACAACAUCCUUAAGAAAGAUCCCUCAACACAGAGAGUUGAUCUCAAUGAUGUCUCACCUUUAGGAUUAGCUACUGUAAUAACAUAUGCUUACACUGGAAAGAUUACCCUCUCUUUGUAUACAAUAGGCUGCACCAUAUCAUCAGCAAUCUCUUUGCAGAUCAGUACUCUCGUAAACAUGUGCUGUGACUUUUUAUUGCAAGAAAUGAAUGUUGAAAACUGCAUGUAUGUGGCUAAUAUUGCAGAAACCUAUGGACUAAAAAGUACAAAAGAAGCAGCACAGAAAUUUAUCCGAGAUAACUUUAUUGAGUUUUCUGACACAGAUCAGUUUUCAAAACUAACUUUUGAGCAAAUCAAUGAACUCCUUAUAGAUGAUGACUUGCAGUUGCCUUCUGAAAUUGUUGCUUUCCAGAUUGCAAUGAAAUGGUUAGACUUUGAUGAAAAAAGAAUAAAGUAUGCUUCUGGCCUUCUGAGUAAUAUUCGCUUUGGAACCAUCUCGGCUCAAGACUUGGUCAACUAUGUCCAAUCAGUUCCGCGAAUGAUGCAAGAUUCUGACUGUCAUAGGCUCUUAGUAGAGGCCAUGAAUUACCAUCUUCUUCCAUAUAAUCAGAACACAUUGCAGUCUAGAAGAACAAGGAUUCGUGGAGGUUCAAGAGUCCUAGUGACUGUUGGAGGACGCCCAGCAUUAACUGAAAAAUCCCUCAGCAGGGAAAUCUUAUACCGUGAUCCUGAGAAUGGAUGGAAAAGGCUGACAGAGUUGCCAGCUAAAAGCUUCAAUCAGUGUGUCAUUGUGAUGGAUGGAUUUCUGUAUGUUGCUGGUGGUGAAGACCAAAAUGAUGCUAGAAAUCAAGCCAAGCAUGCAGUUAGCAAUUUUUGCAGAUAUGACCCCCGUUUCAACACAUGGAUUCAUCUUGCAAAUAUGAACCAGAAGCGUACCCACUUUAGCCUGAAUGUCUUCAAUGGCCUCCUUUAUGUGGCUGGGGGUCGUAAUUCUGAAGGUUGUCUUGCAUCAGUUGAGUGUUAUGUGCCUUCAACCAACCAGUGGCAACUGAAAGCUCCACUGGAAAUAGCAAGAUGUUGUCAUUCCAGUGCAGUUAUUGAUGGUAAAAUCUUAGUCACAGGUGGAUACAUAAGUAAUGCAUACUCUAGAUCUGUGUGUAUGUAUGACCCAUCUAAUGAUAGCUGGCAAGACAAGUCCAGUCUCAGUACACCCAGAGGAUGGCAUUGCUCUGUAUCUCUUAGUGAUAGAGUUUAUGUCAUGGGUGGCAGUCAACUUGGUGGACGUGGUGAGAGAGUUGAUGUCCUCCCAGUUGAGUGCUAUAACCCACAUACAGGCCAGUGGAGCUACGUAGCUCCUCUUCAGAAUGGAGUAAGUACAGCAGGUGCUUCCACACUUAAUGGUAAAAUUUAUCUUGCUGGUGGGUGGAAUGAAGUAGAAAAGAAAUAUAAAAAGUGUAUUCAGUGUUACAAUCCUGAUCUUAAUGAAUGGACUGAAGAAGAUGAGUUACCAGAGGCUACUGUAGGUGUGUCUUGCUGCACAAUUACUAUGCCUACUUUAAAGACACGGGAGUCCAGAGCAAGUUCAGUCUCUUCUGUACCAGUUAGCAUAUAAUACCACUGAUUAGAAGGGAAGGAAAAUUAUUUAUUUUGAUGUUUGGCCAAUAAACAACUUAUUUUUAAAUUGUACAACUCUGCAAAAUAAUCAAAUAUUUGGAACAAAAUCUAUUUGCAGUGCAGAAUUUGAAAAGUAAUACAUGGAUAGAAAUAUUAAAUUUAUUAAUAAUAAAAAAGCAGUGAAAUCAAAUUUUUAAUAAGGCUUUGGGAAAAUCAUUUGAAGCAUGAAAUGAGAUUUUCUUAUUUGAAAAUUCAGUCCAUUGUUAUAAAGCUGCUUGAAUAAAACCUACACAGCAUUUUAUUUCCAUUACUUAUUGCAAAUAAAUUAUUUUAAGUACAAUAAAGGGAUAUUAAACUUGAGAAAUGUACAAUUAAUACAAAGUACAAUACCAUCAUAUUUAGUUAAUGCUUUAUAGGAGUUAAUAUAGCAUCAUUAUUUGUGUUUUAUGAUUACAUACAAUGUCUUAUAUAAUGCAUUUCCAGCAGAUAUAUCAUUUAUAUUAAUACCAUGUUAUAUCAAUGCCCAUCUGAUUAGAAACUAUACAUGUCAUAGAAACAAUGUAAGUUUUUUCAAUGUAACUUAUCAAUCUAUUACAAUGUUAUCUGGUAUAGAUCUAGUAUAAAAAUGAUCCUAAAUCAACUAGUGUAGUAAUUUAUAGGGAGAUUGUCACCAAAAAAAAAUAUAAAUACAUUUAGAUGAUUCAUUCAAUGUUAAGAAUUAAUUAAAAACAAAACAUGAAAAAAUAUAUAUUUAUUUUAUUGUCACUGAUAGAAUGGCUUUUUUUGUGGAAGACAUUUCAAUUAAAGGGCCACUAAACCCAAAAUCUUUCUUUCAUGAUUCAGAUAGAGAAUAGAAAUUUAAACAACAUUACAAUUUAAUUUCAUUAUUUAUUUUGCUUCAUUUUUUAAAUAUCCUUAGUUGAAGAAAAAGCAAUGCACAUGGCGAGCCAAUCACACAAUGCUUCUAUGUGCAGCAACCAAUCAGCAGUUAGUGAGCAUAUCUAGAUAUGCUUUUCAUCAAAGAAUAUCAAGAGAAUAAAACAAAUUAGAUAAUAUAAGUAAAUUAGAAAAUUGCAUUCUCUUUUUAAAUCAUAAAAGACAAAAUGUGGGUGGCAUGCCCCUUUAAGUAAGUGCUUCCCUGCCUAUAAAAAUCACAUACAUCUGUUUCCUAAGCCUGCUACAUAAAACUACAGCUAUAUGUAGGAGGAAAUAUUCAACUAAUGUAUAGAAUAUGUUAUGCUCAUGUGAAACAUCUGCCACAUUUGACAUGAAAGGGCAAGAAAGUUUUUUUUUUUAUUUAUCAAACAUGUUUAGUUGUUCUACCAACGUCCAAACUUCCAAAUAUUAUAACAUUAUAUAGCAGAGUUGGAGAAGCACUGUAUUUUAAUUUGAACAGUUAUAGAUAAAUAUAUAUAUUGUUCCAUUGUGCAAUACUAUUUAAAAAAAAUUGCCAAAGAGCAUCAAUUUAUUCUGUGCAGUGUUCUGAACCUGUUUUUUUUUUUUGUUUGUUUUUUUACCAUCAUAAUUUUCUUCUCCUAGGUUAUUGAGAGAACAAUAGUAAAUAGUAAUAAAUAUGUAUAGCAGGAGUUCAAAAUAUUAAAUACACACAACGUAAAUACAUUUUUAACUGAUUUUGUUUACAUGUUAUUUAAUUUGUUCUGUAUAUCAUUUUCUCACAUACUACACAUUAAAAACGUUAUUUUUGCUUCUCGGCUAACCUUUAAGAUGCAGUAGAGUAAAUUAUGCUAUUAAUGUUUCGAAUGCUCAGUGUUGUUAGUCAAAUCUAUAGUUCUGCAUUGUUUGUUGAGUCUCUAAAUCUAUUGGUCCAGAAAAAAAUAUUGUUUCUUUUUAACAUCUAGAAAUGUUUUAACCAAAAAUAUUCUAAUUUUUCAGAAGUAACUGCCUGUAGUUGCAUGUUUUAUGUUGCUUAUAAAGUCCACAGCAUCUGUCUAGCCUAACAUACUAUAUAAUAUCCCACAAAAAUGUGAAUAUUAUCUUUUUUUUCAUGGUACAACACCCUAGAAAUUAAACUUGAAUUAUUUUGAUAGAGAAGUCAAGGCCAAAACUUAAAACACUACAGUCAUUUAUUUUAUACCACAUAGUAUUUCUCUAUAAAAAAAUGUUUUUGAUAUAUAUAUAUAUAUAUAUAUAUACUGGUUGGAUUAGGACAGUGUUGUUCAACAUUUAUCGCUGAGAGCUGGAUACAGAUUGGAGAUUAUAAAGAUAUUCUAACGUGAGCCUUCCUGAGCUUAUGACCCUGUUAGUGGCACAGGUACUUAAAGUUUCCUACACAAGAAAAUCCAAAAUACCUGUUAUGUCUCCAGCCUACAGUGAUAAACAUUGGAUACAUGGGUAGAAGGUUAUGAAUGUAUCGACUGCAUUAAAUGUGCUUUCCCCUUACCUGUUCAUUUACUGAACAGGAUUAAGGAUUGAUAAUCAAUUUAGACUUGGGGAGAGGGAUAAUCUAAUAAGCAACUUUCAAAUGGACAAGAAGUUGUAUGCAUAGAAAUAGCAAUGCUUUUAACAUGCUGAGCUUGAAUCUUUUCCUCGUAGACUAUGUAGUCUAACAACUGUAUUGGGCAAGUGAACAGCAGUAUAAACUCCUUUGUUGGUGACUAGCAUGUGAAGUAUAGUUGGAUAAGUGUUCUGAUUACUUUAUUUGAAAUUUAAAAAAAAAUCCCAUAUAAUUAUGGUUGCCACCUUUCUUAGAAAGAAAAAAUACUGGCUACACCAUAACUGCCCAACAAUGCUAUGCAGCAUUCUGACUCUUCCCACAAACUACCCUACCAUGUCUACAGACCUUUGUGCCCCCGGACAACCCAAAUAAAACCUGACAACCCAAACUGAAAGCACCAACCCAGAGACAAUCCUAAAUCACCUGACUCCUCCUAUGAGCCACUCUUAUUUUACCCCCAAACUUUAAUACUGACCUAUAUGUAGCUGGUGUUUGUCUUUUACUGGCACCAGAUAAACACAUAAAAAUAGCAGCUGUGCCAGGUGGCAACCAUACACAUAAUAUACAGCAGCAAUAUCAGUAAAUUAAACCACAAGAAUAAAACAAAACACCUGUUUAGUCCUAAGGUACACAUGUAGGAAAAAUGAUAUAAUAGAAAAUGUAUUUAGAUUUAUUUUCAAGUUGACUGAGAAGCUUUAGGUCAAAUAGAUUAGUCACACAAGCCUUAAAUGUAUCAUGUAUAAUUCUCAUAACAUUUAUAACAUAUUGUAGAUCAUUUGUCUUGGAAACAAAUAAUUAUUGUUGUGCUUAACCACAAGGGAACACAAAGCUUUCUGUAAUAAAAUGUAAAAAAAAAAGUGUCUUGUUUAGUUUGUAUAAAUGUUUAUAGAAUGGUGAUUAUUGUUAGCAUAUUGUUGAUGUUGUCUUGUAUUUAUUUUAUUUAAGUGAUGGAAAAUCCUACCGUUUGUGAAACGCUAGGAUUUACCAGUGCAACAAAUAAAUGGGACUUUCAGUCACGAAGUUUAAAAUAUUUCAUGCUGAAAGUUCCUUUAUAUGUCUGAAGCGUUUGCCGUACUGAGCGCCUCAGGCAGCCCGCGCUAUUGGCUAAGAGGUGGAAACGUCAACUCACAGCAAAAUAGCAUUCUGCCAUGGGCUGCCUGAGGCACUCAACGAUGUGAACGCUUUAGACAAAUAAAGUAACUUUCAGCAUGAAGUAUUUUAUACUUCAUGGGGCCGAUUUAUCAAGCUCCGUAUGGAGCUUGAUGCCCCUUGUUUCCAGCGAGCCUUCAGGCUCACCGGAAACAGAAGUUAUGAAGCAGCGGUCUAAAUACCGCUGCUUCAUAACUUGUACGCCUGCUCUGAGGCUGCGGACAGAAAUCAAGCGGAUAGAAUACGAUCGGGUUGAUUGACACCCCCUGCUAGUGGCCGAUUGGCCGCAAGUCUGCAGGGGGCGGCAUUGCACCAGCAGUUCACCAGAACUGCUGGUGCAAUGAUAAAUGGUGACAGCGUAUGCUGACGGUAUUUAGCGAUGUGCAGCGGACAUGAUACGCUACAUCGUAUUCAUGUCCGCUCGCACUAUAAUAAAUAAACCCCCAUGACUGAAAGUCCCCUUUAUUUGUUCCACUGGUAAAUCCUAGUGUUUCACAAACACUAGAAUUUACCAUCACUUUAAGCUUAUUGGAAACAAAAAAAAGUCAGGGGUUAUGAAUUCAUCUCCACAAAAAUUCAUUGUUUAUUGUUUUUUUGUUUUUGUUUUUAAUUUGAAAAUAACAAAUAACUUAUCUUCUUUAUUAUAGCCGCAAAAAGAGUACAGAUAUUUUGGUGUUUUCCACAGAUAAACUAUGCAAUAUUAUAGGUAAAGCAACCUGUAUAUGAAAGUAGAAAUAAAAGUGUUGCAUUGAAAAAAAAGUAUGGUUAAAACCACUUAAGAUUCAGUACCACUUAAGUUAUUCACAAAGUGAUUUAUGCUGAUAAAAAUAAAAAUAAAAGAACAAAAAUGCAA
Molecule: messenger RNA, 6587 nt
Organism: Bombina bombina (fire-bellied toad)
Lineage: Eukaryota; Metazoa; Chordata; Amphibia; Anura; Bombinatoridae
Gene: KLHL31
Product: kelch like family member 31
Exons: 3
Coding region: 224-2128 (634 amino acids)
Biological process (GO): negative regulation of protein phosphorylation
Cellular component (GO): nucleus; cytoplasm
Molecular function (GO): protein binding
Source: RefSeq, a predicted model, not a curated record